Messenger RNA from Moesziomyces aphidis, 2763 nucleotides. Lineage: Eukaryota; Fungi; Basidiomycota; Ustilaginomycetes; Ustilaginales; Ustilaginaceae. The record is from the annotation of a GenBank genome assembly.
AUGUCGAGUGCAAACGGCAGCAAGUCGGCUCCGCGCCCGCCGUCCUCCGGCUCCGCAGCCCCAACCAACUAUACGCUCCCACCACAUCCAUCCACCACCAACUCCCAACGUCAGCAGAGUCCUGCUUCGCAUGCCGCAGCCUCUACACUCGCUGCCCUCGCCUCCAGCCCACCCGCCAGCUCGAGCACUUCGAGCUACCGACCUUCCAAUGCGUCAGGCGGCGGAGCUCCCUCGUCCUCCAACCAGCGCUCCGCCUCCUCGUCCAUCCUCAACCAGAGCCUCUACUCGAACUCGGCGUCUUCUGCAUCCAAGUCGUCAGCGGCCACAGCGGCUCGUUCGCCGUCCGGCUCGCCGCUCAAGAAGGAGGUCGACCUCUCCACAAAACAGCAGACUGCAUCGCCCGCCACCGCACACAGCAAGACCGCAUCGCCGGCGCUCAGCAGGUCAGACUCCGCAGGUGCAGCAAGCAGCGCUAGUGCAGCCAAAGAGUCCGCCGCGAGCAAACGAAAGAAGGCGAAUCGAGCCUGUCUUCACUGCCAAAAGGCGCAUCUCACUUGCGACGACUCGAGGCCGUGCCAGCGCUGCGUCAAGAAGGGUUUGGCCGAGUCGUGCAUGGAUGGGCACCGCAAGAAGGCCAAGUACCUGCUGGACGACGAUGAGCUCGAGGAGCUCAAGCGGCAAAAGGAGGCCAAGAAGGCUGCCAAGCAGGCGCAGCAGCAGCAACGAAACGCCGCCGGCGCGCGACAGAAUCAACCGAAACAAGAACCAGCUCAGCAGUCUGCCGCUGCUCCACCUUCCGAAAAGGCAUCGGCUGUCAGCAGCAUCCUCGACCAGGUCACCGUGGGCAGCGUCCCAACGCCGAGCUCGUCCGGUCACGGCCCAUCGCCGCACCAGCACGACUACCUCUCCAGCAACACCCUCGACUCGUCCGCAGGCGAUGCGCUGCCUUCAGGCGGUGCCGGGCUCCCGCUCGACCUCACCUUCGACCCGUCGACGCACAACUUCGGCAGUGAGGCCACCAGCCUCGAGUACUCGAUCCUCUCGUCCAUGCUCAACGGCACCGACCUGCAUCUGCUCGGGCCGUCGGGCGCCAGUCCGGACCUCCAGACCUCGCCUGCCGUCGGCGUCAUGGAUGGCUGGAACAUUGCGAGCGGCGGCCUCGACGCCAUCCUCAACACCGUUGCUGGCGACGUGGGCCAGGCGCCCGGCGCAGGAGGGCUGGACACGGCCGCGGCCACCGACACUGCCGGAAUGGGUGCCUACGCCGAGGCACAGCAGCCGGUCACGGGUCUGCAGGAGGUGAGCGGAGAUGGCUUCAACGCACUCGAGGUGCCGAGUCCCAAGCCGAUGAUGCUCGACGAGCCGACGGGGCUCAACACCGGCAGCGAUGCGCAGGCGCAGCAGGCAGGCAGCGACGCCAACGCGGGCGCGUCGACGCAGGUGGACCUCGGCUCGUCCUCGCAGCGGUCGACGUCGAACGAGCCGGUGGCGGACAUCAACAAGGCGAUCGCGUCGCGGCGCGUGGCGCGGCAGCAGCAGGACACCAUCUGGCGCGCGCGCAUUGCCAAGACGUACCGCGACAACACAGCGCCAUUCCCGUAUCCCGAAGGCUACCACUUUCUCAUCAAGUACGUCACGUCCAAGUUUGAGAAGCAGGACGUGCUGCGCAUCGUGCGCGCACUGGCGAUCUUCCGGCCGUCGCUGAUUGCGCUGCAGAUGCCGCUUACGGAGGAGGACGAGAUCUUUGUCGAGCGCUCCUUCCAGCGCACCAUGCUCGAGUUCGAGAAGCUCAUCUCGUUCAGUGGCACGCCUACGGUCGUGUGGCGGCGCACGUGCGAGAUCUGCGUCGUGGGCGCCGAGUUCUGCAUGCUCACCCAGUGGAGCAAGGACCAGCUGAUGGGCAGGAGAAUCUUUGAGUUUAUGGACAAGAACUCCACACUCGACUACUGGGAGAAGUUCGCACUGCACGCGUUCGAGAAUACGACGCAGAGCGUCAUGACUACGUGCACGCUCGUCAAGCCCGAUGGAAAGCUCGUGCCCUGCGCGUGGAGCUUCACCAUCAAACGCGACAUCUUUGACCUUCCGAGUCUUGUCGUUGGAAACGCUGUGCUGCUCCUUGGGGUGCAGACGGGGGUGUUGAGUGCGAUCAUUGCGCGUCCGCACGAUGACACGCGUCUAGCACUCAUCCGCACCCUCGCUGUCUCGGUGCUCAGUGCGGGAACGUUCGUGCUGCUGCAGCAGCGGUAUGUGACGCUACAGCGAGCGUGUGCGCUGCGAAUCUCGCGCACACACGAUGCCUAUACUGCCGCCACAUCUCGCGCCGUGGUUCUGACCGCCUCGGGGAUGACAACGAUCUCGACGCUGUUGCUCGUCACAUCGCUACUCUCGCACCUGCCACUCGUGCAUGUCCGUCUCGCACCCCACUCGAGCUUGGUGCAAGCCACAACCCCGAUAGGAUGGUGGGCGGCAGCGAUGAAUGUCACCAUCUGCAUCGCCUGCGUCGCCAUGGCUACCACACAAGACCCAAUCACGUUCACCUUUGAGCAAGAUACCAGCAAAGACGAGAUUCCACUGGCAAGCUUUUCGGCAAGCGGCGAGUGGAUCAAGAUCGCAAGCACGUCUAGAAGACACGAUGUCUACGUCCGACAGCCGAAUGCACGCAAGACGUUAGAAGUGACAACCCGCCUAGCGUCCAACCACCCCCUCUACAACCCGGAGCGCGACACAUCUUCUUCCGGCCCAACCCUGCACAUCACCCUGUAA